GGCCUGGAGUGCAGCGGAGAAGGAGAGUGUGAGGCAGAGAGGGAGGAGGCUUGUUCUCAUCAAAAGAGCUCUCAAGUUAAUGAGACCCCAAAGCCCUCAGACCCCCACAGCUCCACACACAGAAACAGAGAUAAACAAGGAGCCGGAGGGAAACGUCUACGCUGGAUCUGAAAUGACGUGGCGGGAGGAGCUCCGCAGUCGGCAGUUCUGGAGCGCCGCCUUAGCAGAGCUGCUUGGCACCCUGGUGUUAGUGAGCGCCGUGCUGGGCGCCUCUGUUCCAGGGCCCGGCGAGGCCCCCGUGGGGCCCCUGUAUCCAGCAGUGGCAGUGGGUGUGGUCAUUGUUGCAUUGGCACACUGCUUUGGAGAAAUAAGUGGAGCGCAGGUGAACCCGGCUGUCACGCUGUCCUUGCUGGCCACCCGGAAGCUGGACGCUGUGCGGGCUCUCGUUUACCUGGUGGCUCAGUGUUUGGGGGCCUGUUUAGGGGCCUCGGCCCUCUACCUGGCCCUGCCCCUCAAAGCCACAGCAGAGCACUUUGUUAACAGGGUUCCUGCAGAUUUGAAUGCAGCGCAGGCUCUGUGCAUCGAGAUUCUGUGCACCUUUCAGAUGGUUUUCACCGUCUUCUCAGUGGAGGAGCAGAGACGGAAGGAGAGCGUGGAACCAGGAAAUCUGGCCAUUGGGUUUUCUCACACUGCUGGAGUUCUAAUAGGGGCUCGUUUCUCUGGUGCCAGCAUGAACCCGGCACGCUCCUUGGGUCCAGCCAUCAUCACUGGAUUCUGGGAAAAUCACUGGGUAUACUGGAUCGGUCCCAUCAUCGGCGCUCUACUGGCCGGAGUGUCCCAUGAGUUCUUCUUCGCCCGCAGCGCCUCUCGCCAGAAGCUGGUGGCCUGUUUGACCUGCAAGGACAUCGAGAUCGUUGAGACGGCCAGCAUGACCGGCUCGUCUCUGUCCACAGUCACUCAGAACGCCAUGAGAGCCAAACAUGCCAACAAACAGGAAAGCAACUGAAGACGGACGCUGGUUUAGUCAGGCUUCGAUAGAGAUGAGCGAAGGCAGGAGCUGAGUUACCAACGGUUAAACUCCUUUAACGUCCUGUGCCAAAAAAAUCACAAAUCAGACUAAUGUUCUUAAGAUCGCUGUGCAAUAAAUAAAAACAAAUAUGAUUAUGAUAACUCGCUUAAAACAGAAGAAAACCGUAUCACAAUCUAAGAA
Messenger RNA from Poecilia reticulata (guppy), 1210 nucleotides. Its product is annotated as aquaporin AQPAe.a. NCBI's taxonomy places the organism in Eukaryota, Metazoa, Chordata, Actinopteri, Cyprinodontiformes, Poeciliidae. Gene Ontology annotation, biological process: water transport; transmembrane transport. The record is from RefSeq and is a predicted model, not a curated record. Gene Ontology annotation, cellular component: plasma membrane. Gene Ontology annotation, molecular function: water channel activity.